AUGUUAAGACUAUCCUUGAAGUGUUCGGUGAGCUGCGGUGAAGGGAUCCAGCAGCGGCAGGUCAUCUGCAGGCCGUCUGAAGGCAGCUCGGGACAGUGUGACGCAGACAAACCCGAGUCCGUGUCCGUCUGCAAGCUUCCUCCCUGCACAGGAGAGCCAUCUUUACCCAGUCCCACUAGAGAGUUACUGGACAAUUUGACCACUGAGGAGGAGAAACCAGCGGAAAACACUCUGGAUAAAUGUUCGGUGAGCUGCGGUGAAGGGAUCCAGCAGCGGCAGGUCAUCUGCAGGCCGUCUGAAGGCAGCUCGGGACAGUGUGACGCAGACAAACCCGAGUCCGUGUCCGUCUGCAAGCUUCCUCCCUGCACAGGAGAGCCAUCUUUACCCAGUCCCACUAGAGAGUUACUGGACAAUUUGACCACUGAGGAGGAGAAACCAGCGGAAAACACUCUGGAUAAAGUGUCUAAUGAGCCGUGUCUGGGUGAUAAGUCCAUCUUCUGUCAGAUGGAGGUUCUGGCGCGCUACUGCUCCAUCCCGGGUUAUCAGAAGCUCUGCUGCGAGUCCUGUAACAGGAGGAUGGCUUUCAGUACGCUUUCUCCAGACGUUCAUCCUCCCUUCUCAUGGCUUCCGGAUUUCACCUUCCCUCCUCUGCCUCAAACGAGUCCUGAUCCGACUGUGCCUCCGUCUACAGCGGCUCCGCUCGUCCACACCACUAAAGCAGCUAGCAGGAGACCUCGGCUCACUUCCUCCAGCCCUAAAGCGGACGAGAGCACUCCCUGUCCCUCAUCUCUACCUCCAGACGCACUCCAGAUCCAGGGCUCGCUCGCCUCGACCCGCCAAACCAGGGACUCGCCGGUCACAUGAUCACGAACCAAUCACGCAGCAGCUGCUGGUUACCUCAGAACGAGCCCACGUCACCGUGUGUGGAAACGGGAGAAACCGUGACCGGUGCUGUUAUUGAAAUGCAGUGGCUUCCGGCUCAAUGCGUGCUGUUUUGUGUCUUCAGGACUACUAGACACGUCUUCAGCGUGUUUGUGGCUGCAGUGCGUCAUUAUUCGCUCGUGUAGAUCGUAGCUGUGUUAUUUUGAAGUCUAGCUGCGCGUGUUUGCUUUGUAACUCUGGUGUAGUUUUGCGAUCGACCAGUUUCACUUUUAAAAUCCCCCAAUGACCUGAGAAAAAUAACACGUUCAAUAUAAUUGACAUAACAUUAUUUUCCUUAAAUCCUUUUGCCGUUUGAUGUGAUUAAUUACAGAAACCUGUGAUUAAUUUAGUGUCUAAUACA
This is a messenger RNA of Sinocyclocheilus grahami, 1282 nucleotides long. Its product is annotated as A disintegrin and metalloproteinase with thrombospondin motifs 2-like. Gene Ontology annotation, molecular function: metalloendopeptidase activity. Gene Ontology annotation, biological process: proteolysis; extracellular matrix organization. The transcript has 6 exons. Bases 1 to 864 code for a protein of 287 amino acids. NCBI's taxonomy places the organism in Eukaryota, Metazoa, Chordata, Actinopteri, Cypriniformes, Cyprinidae. The record is from RefSeq and is a predicted model, not a curated record. Gene Ontology annotation, cellular component: extracellular matrix.